AUGUCCGCAAAAGCUAUAAGAGAGGCAACUGGGAAAGAUCUCCUAAACCGGCACUUGUCCUCGUCUUCACUUGCAAAAUGCAGGUUUGCGACUGUCACAGAAAGCACCAAUUGGUCAGAUCUUCUGAAUGAACAUCCUUGGCUGAAAACUCAGCCCCUGGUUGUAAAACCUGAUCAAUUGAUUAAACGAAGGGGGAAGCUUGGCCUAAUCAAGGUCAAAACAGAUUUUGCUGGUGUACAAGAAUGGGUAACUGCUCGAAUGGGAAAGGAUCAAGAGGUUGGAAAGGCAAAAGGAAAACUAAGGAAUUUUAUUAUUGAACCAUUCAUUCCACAUGAAGCGAAAGAAGAGGCUUAUGUCUGUAUAUAUUCACACAGACAUGCAGAUACAAUUUUAUUCCAUCAUGAGGGAGGAGUUGAUAUCGGAGACGUUGAUGCUAAGGCUUUGAAAUUGGAUGUGCCUGUUGACAAGACUCUUUCCUUGGAUGACAUAGUCAAAAACCUUCUAACUAACAUGCCUGAGAGCAAACGACCGAUGUUAGCAAACUUCAUAUCAUCUUUAUACAAAACAUAUGUCGACCUGUAUUUUACCUAUCUAGAGGUCAAUCCUUUGGUUGUGACAAAUGAUUCGAUUUAUAUUUUGGACUUAGCUGCGAAACUCGAUGUGACGGCAGACUUUGUGUGUCGGCAGUUGUGGGGUGAAAUCGAGUAUCCACCUCCUUUUGGAAGGGAUGCUUUCCCAGAAGAGGCUUAUAUCGCAGACCUUGAUGCCAAAAGUGGUGCCUCCUUAAAGUUGACAAUUUUAAACAAAUCAGGACGGAUAUGGACAAUGGUUGCUGGGGGUGGUGCGUCUGUGAUUUACAGCGAUACGAUCUGUGAUUAUGGGGGUGCUUCUGAGCUUGCUAACUACGGAGAGUAUUCUGGAGCACCUUCGGAACAGCAAACUUAUGAAUAUGCCAAAACUAUUUUAUCAUUAAUGACUGCUGAAAAACACCCACAGGGAAAGGUACUUAUUACUGGAGGAGGUAUUGCUAACUUCACUAACGUCGCAGCUACCUUCAAGGGUAUCGUGACAGCACUCACGGAAUUCCAAGGCAAGCUUCUUGAGCACAAUAUCUCAAUUUACGUUAGGAGAGCUGGUCCCAAUUACCAAGAAGGGCUAAGGAUAAUUCGUGAUGUUGGAAAAUCACUUCGUAUUCCUAUUUAUGUGUUUGGACCUGAGACGCACAUGACUGCAAUUGUAGGCAUGGCAUUAGGCAAGAAACCGAUUCAGAAAGAGGCUGAGAUGGAGUUUUCUACUGCAAAUUUUCUUCUUCCUGGUGGCCAGAACCAGAGAGCUCCUUCACCGCAUAAACAUCUUGAAAAGUCCGAAUAUACAGAUAUGGUUGAUGGGAGUGAGACGUUGAAGACUUACAAGCCACUUUUUUCAUCAGAAAGUAAGGCCAUCAUCUGGGGCAUGCAGACGAGAGCAGUUCAGAGUAUGUUAGAUUUUGAUUUUGUAUGUCGAAGAGAGGAGCCUUCUGUUUCAUGUUUAGUAUACCCUUUUACUGGAGAUCAUAAACUAAAAUUUUACUGGGGCCACAAAGAAGUCCUCAUCCCUGUCUAUAAAAGAAUGGACGAUGCUAUGGCAAAACACCCAAAAGCUGAUGUACUUAUUAAUUUCGCUUCACUGAGAUCUGCUUAUGAAAGCACUCUUGAAACGCUUAAUUUCCCACAAAUUAAAGUAAUUGCGAUAAUAGCCGAAGGAAUUCCGGAGAACAUGACGCGUAAACUGAUUCUGAAAGCGAACCAAAAAGGCGUUUCGAUUAUUGGCCCUGCGACAGUAGGUGGUAUCAAGCCAGGCUGUCUUAAAAUCGGUAACACCGGAGGAAUGAUGGACAACAUUCUCCACUCAAAAUUAUACCGACCAGGAAGCGUAGCAUAUGUCUCUCGUUCUGGAGGAAUGUCAAACGAAUUGAACAAUAUUAUUUCCAAAGCGACAAAUGGUGUCUAUGAAGGUGUAGCUAUUGGAGGGGACAGGUACCCGGGCACAACAUUUAUGGAUCACAUCAUGAGAUACCAAGCAGAUCCAGCUGUUAAAAUGAUUGUUUUACUUGGUGAAGUUGGUGGUGUUGAGGAAUACGAUGUUUGUGAAGCGAUAAGAAAUAGAAAACUGACAAAACCUUUAGUUGCGUGGUGCAUUGGCACAUGUGCUUCCAUGUUUACAUCAGAAGUGCAGUUUGGACAUGCAGGAUCUUGUGCCAACUCUGAACGGGAAACCGCACUCGCUAAAAAUUCUGCUCUAAGAGCCGCCGGGGCAAAAGUACCCGAAUCAUUUGACUAUUUAGGAGAAACAAUUCAAGAAGUUUAUUCUACCCUCGUCAAGAAUGGAACAAUCGUUCCGACACCAGAACUCCCUCCACCGACCGUCCCGAUGGAUUACUCAUGGGCGAGGGAAUUGGGCCUUAUUCGCAAACCAGCUUCGUUCAUGACUAGUAUUUGUGAUGAAAGAGGACAGGAGCUUUUAUACGCAGGAAUGCCUAUUAGCGAUGUUCUGAAACAAAACAUGGGAAUUGGUGGUGUAGUCUCGCUCCUUUGGUUUCAACGGUCUUUGCCGCAGUAUGUGUGCAAGUUUUUUGAAAUGUGUCUGAUGGUUACUGCAGACCAUGGCCCGGCUGUUUCUGGAGCGCACAACACAAUCGUCUGUGCAAGAGCAGGAAAGGACUUGGUGUCUUCUGUCGUCUCUGGUCUCCUCACAAUUGGUGAACGAUUCGGAGGUGCGUUGGAUGGUGCUGCUAAGCAAUUCUCAGAGGCAUAUGACAGCGGACUCAUCCCUAUGGAAUUUGUUAAUUCGAUGAGGAAGAAGGGCCAACUGAUCAUGGGUAUUGGACAUAGAGUGAAAUCGAUUAAUAAUCCAGAUAUGAGAGUGAAGAUCAUUAAAGAAUUUGUUUUGGAAACUUUCCCAUCUACACCUCUACUUAACUAUGCUCUUGAGGUGGAGAAGAUCACAACUUCGAAAAAGCCCAAUCUCAUUCUCAAUGUCGACGGUGUUAUUGCUGUAUCGUUUGUAGACCUUUUGAGGCAUAGUGGUAGUUUCACAAGGGAGGAAGCGCAAGAGUAUAUUGAAAUGGGAGCAAUAAAUAGUUUAUUUGUUCUGGGAAGAAGUAUUGGUUUUAUUGGUCAUUACAUGGAUCAGAAGAGGCUGAAGCAGGGUCUGUAUCGUCAUCCUUGGGACGACAUCUCUUAUGUUCUACCAGAGCAGUACAACUAAAUGGACGAAAGAAAACAAUCUAGUGUACAUAGUAUAUCUUUUGUUUUAUAUAUUACAUCUUUUGAGGUCUAGAUGACUAAAAUUGCUUCCAACGGCAGUUAGAAAAAAACCACACACACACAAAAACAUACACAAAGGAAAAGUAUUUAUAUGAAUAUGAUGUGAAUUUCUCUGGCAAGCGAUAGUACGAUCAUUCCAUUGUAAUCCGGCUUUAUGGUGGUCUGGUUGCAUUUUAUAUUUUCAGAAAUGAUUUGUAUAUUUAAGACUAAGAUCUGAAUGAAUGUUAAUUAUACACAUACAUGUUGCAUACCCUUUCAGAAUUUUUUUGUUUGUAUAAAAUAUUUUAAAAUCCUUUUUUUUAAAUCUAGACUGUUGUGAUUGCUGUGUUUAUAGUAUAAAAUAAAAUUUAUUUUCUAUCGUGCAAACAAAAUUUCUUUAACUGUGAUGGCAUGAUUAACACUUUUAUAAAGGUUAAGUGUAUAAGAAUUUUAACACUGUGUUUUUUGACUGAAAAACAAAAAAUAAAUGCAAACAAUGUCUUUAUUAAUGAACUUUCCUUCUUUAAGAAAAAAAGAGCUGGACGUGUCUACUUGCUUAAGAGACAAAAACAUCUUAUUUUUGUUAUCUUUCUUAUGCUUAAACACAGUUGAAAUAAACAAAAAGGUUCUUGAGUAUGUUUUGAUUAAA
Cimex lectularius (bed bug) is the source of this 3933-nucleotide messenger RNA. RefSeq names its product ATP-citrate synthase (gene ATPCL). Gene Ontology annotation, cellular component: cytosol. Bases 1 to 3246 code for a protein of 1081 amino acids. The transcript has 19 exons. Gene Ontology annotation, molecular function: ATP citrate synthase activity. Gene Ontology annotation, biological process: tricarboxylic acid cycle; fatty acid biosynthetic process; citrate metabolic process. The record is from RefSeq and is a predicted model, not a curated record. Lineage: Eukaryota; Metazoa; Arthropoda; Insecta; Hemiptera; Cimicidae.